AUGAGUAUUCCCAGUGUUGAUGCACAGUCAUUUGUCUAUCCUCAAGUCCGAGGGGUUUUGAAAACGAACAAAACCCAGAAAGAUGGCCAAUUCAAUGUUUGCUGGAGCGCCAGAUUCUGGCCAUAUGAUGAGGCAGACGAUGCGCCGAUUUUUUGUCUCUCCAACAAGUCAGAUAUGACUGUAUGUCGGAUCUCGCAAUCAAGCGAAGGCUCCAAUAUCGAGGUCCUUCGACAAUUCGAGGCCACAGGCCCUGACCAGGAAGUCGCAGACUAUGAUCCAAACGGUGAUGAUCAGUACUGCUCAUGCGCCUGGGCCUACAUCUCAAAGGACGAGCCGCUGCUACUUGGAGCCGGCAAUUCUGGUUUUAUCAGAGUUUUCGACAUUGUCAAAGGCAGUCUGAAGACGACGCUGGUUGGGCAUGGGAACGGUGUCAUCAAUGAGCUCGCCACUCAUCCCAAAUAUCCUUGGAUCUUCGCAAGCGCCUCUCUCGAUAAGAGCAUACGGAUUUGGGACUUGCGACGAUGGAACUCCAAGCAUGAGUCGCCGACAAUCAUAAUCUGUGGUGCUGGCAACGGCCAUAAGGAAAGUGUCCUUAGCGUCGGCUGGCACGAUUCAGGGCGCUAUCUCAUCUCCGGUGGCUUCGACAACCGUGUCUGCGUAUGGACCAUUCCCGACUUGUCACCCGAGUCAGCGUUCUGGGAAGAGAUAUCGCCCGCGCGAACACAACGCCAUUCGGACCAAGUACGAAUCAUCCAUUUUCCACACUUCGUUACUCUGGCUAUCCACCGCAACUACAUCGACUGCGUAAGAUUCUGGGGCGACAACAUCCUCUCCAAGGCGACGGAAGAGCAUAAGAUUGUCCUCUGGAGAAUGACUGGCUUCAACUCCCGCCUGGAACCCCCCGACGACGUCCUAGCACCGAAAGCGGAGGAACACCUUGACACCCGCAACGGUUUCAUUAGACAGCUCAAAUCCGGAGGAAACGGUGUCACCAAAAUCAUCACCGAUCCAUUCUACCGCACCAGUCUCCCCUACCAGCGCCUCCUAGAGUUCCAGGCGCCGCACACCCUCCCUUUCUUCAUCCGCUUCGACAUCCUCAAACGCUCACCCACCUACCCCGACGUCCACGACGUCCUCGCCAUCGGCAACACAAAGUCCACCGUCCAAUUCUGGGACCUCGAGGCCCUAGAACGCGGUCACGACUACAACGUGGGCGGCGGCGGGCGCGGCGGCCGCCGACCCCGCGGCCAAAGCUCCCGUAGGGGCGUGGCCCAGUCCAUUCACAAGGUCGGCAGCCGUCGCGCCCAACUCUCUCUCGAACGCAGCGAAUCCGCCUCAGCCUCUUUAGCCAGCGUCGGCGCAGACACAGGCACCGGCACCGGCACCGGCGCCAGCACGCCCGCGUCCCUCUCCCCUUCGCGCUCCUCUCCGCCCCUGCGCUCCAACUCCACCGACGCCACCUCCAUGAUAUCCGACACCUUCCACCACCAGCAGCAGCAGCAGCUUGGGCUCGGCCUCCUCGCCCACCCCAACCUAAGCCUAGGCCUAGGCCUAGGUCUCGACAACACAACUACCGACAACGCGCCGCCCACCCUCGAGCCCGCCGAGGACCGCGUCCGCUUCCCACUGAACCACCACAACACGCCCCUUAAGAAGGCGCACCGCGCGGUCGGGUUCGGCAAGGAGUUCGAAAAGGACUUUACGGCUCGGGGCGUGGCGUGGAGUAACUGUGGGCGAUGGUGUGUGGUGGCCGGGGAGACGAUCGAGAUGCUGCAUGUGGAGAAGGGGAAGGAGCGCAAGUUGGUGCAGAUCGGGGCUGCGGUGCUGUUGGGGCGGGACUUGCCGUACGUGAAUUGA
Cyphellophora europaea CBS 101466 is the source of this 1857-nucleotide messenger RNA. RefSeq lists its product as uncharacterized. The transcript has a single exon. Lineage: Eukaryota; Fungi; Ascomycota; Eurotiomycetes; Chaetothyriales; Cyphellophoraceae. Gene Ontology annotation, cellular component: ESC/E(Z) complex. The coding region runs from base 1 to 1857 and encodes 618 amino acids. The record is from RefSeq and is a predicted model, not a curated record. Gene Ontology annotation, molecular function: protein binding; nucleosome binding. Gene Ontology annotation, biological process: negative regulation of transcription by RNA polymerase II.